GAUUCACUCAACACCUCUUUUGAUCGUUAUAUUUGUUUCUGUCCGAAGAAGUAGAAAACAUUUUGCACUCCGUCUUCUGUACGAAAAGAUCUGUUAGUGGGACGAAAGUAUGGAGGCUAGCGGAAGAUAUAACUCAUAUGUAAAAGUUCCUCCGAGUGAAGAAAUUGUGAUUUCCGGUAUCGCUGGUCGGUUUCCUGAAACAAACAAUAUGAAGGAGUUGCAAGAAAAUCUCUUGAACAAAGUGGAUUUCGGUUCGGACGACAAUCGACGGUGGAGUAAUGUUUAUUAUGAUAUGCCAACUCGAAUGGGGAAAGUUAAUAAUGCAGACAAGUUCGACGCGCAAUACUUUGAUAUUUCACCUGAGGAGGCGCAUGUUACCGAUCCCAUGUGCAGGAUGUUGCUCGAGCACACCUACGAAGCGAUUAUCGACGCUGGAAUAAAUCCCAAAGAAUUGCGAGGGACAAAAACUGGUGUCUUCAUAGGAUCAUGUUACUCUGAAGCGACCAACGAGAUCCUUUAUUACAAGACUGAAGCAGCUGGAUACCCAAUUAUUGGCUGCAGUAAAUACUGGUUGGCGAACAGCAUUUCUCACUGGCUCGGCCUUACCGCACCAUCUUAUACCGUGGACACAGCCUGCAGUUCAAGCCACUUCGCUAUUGCAGAAGCUUACAGAAUGAUACGAAGUGGAGAAUGUGAUGCAGCUAUCGUGGGUGGUGUCAACCUAUGUCUUCAUCCUUAUACAUCGCUUCAGUUUUUUCAGCUCGGAGUCCUCUCCGCUGAUGGUUAUUGCAAGCCUUUCGAUGCUACCGGUACCGGUUAUAUGCGCAGUGAAACAAUCACAGUAGUGUACCUGCAGAAAGCAAAGAACGCGAAACGAAUUUAUGCUACUCUAAUCUACUCUAAAACUAAUUGCGAUGGUUGGAAGCCAGAGGGGAUUACGUUUCCUUCAUUGAGCAUACAAAAGGAAUUAUUGAAAGACUUUAUGACGACUGCGGCAUCCCACCCGAAGAGCUGUACUACUUAGAGGCCCACGGCACUGGUACUUUAGCAGGAGAUCCGAUAGAAAUUAAUGCCAUUGAUCAGGUUUUAUGUUCAAAGAGAACUACUCCUUUGUUGGUGGGCUCGGUGAAGUCAAAUCUCGGGCAUUCGGAACCUGCUAGUGGUCUUUGUCAAAUAGCUAAAGUACGUAU
Molecule: messenger RNA, 1190 nt
Organism: Harpegnathos saltator (Jerdon's jumping ant)
Lineage: Eukaryota; Metazoa; Arthropoda; Insecta; Hymenoptera; Formicidae
Product: fatty acid synthase-like
Exons: 4
Coding region: 110-1024 (304 amino acids)
Biological process (GO): fatty acid biosynthetic process
Molecular function (GO): fatty acid synthase activity
Source: RefSeq, a predicted model, not a curated record